Molecule: messenger RNA, 702 nt
Organism: Teleopsis dalmanni
Lineage: Eukaryota; Metazoa; Arthropoda; Insecta; Diptera; Diopsidae
Exons: 1
Coding region: 1-702 (233 amino acids)
Source: RefSeq, a predicted model, not a curated record
AUGAACUUCAGUUCAGUUUUUGAUGGAAAUCUUGGAGAUUACAAGGGAAAUCCUGUGAAGUUACAAAUGUCAGUCUCAAAUAAACCGAAAUUUCUUCGAUAUCGACAAGUGCCUUUUGCACUAAAAUUCAAGGUGGAAGCAGCAUUAAAGGAGUUGGAAGAUGAAGGCGCACUACGCUUAAUACCCUUUAGUGAGUGGGCAACACCGGUUGUACCUAUUAUUAAACCAGAUGGUAGCAUACGCAUUUGUGGAGAUUAUAAGUGCACAGUGAAUCAAAUGAUUUGCAAGGAAUCGUAUCCAUUACCUACUAACACAGAAGUACUAGCAACAUUAGCAAAUUGUAAGUGGUUUACAAAGCUGGACUUAGAUCGAGCGUAUACACAGGUGAAGGUUGACCAAGAAUCAGUAAGGAUACUUUCACUAAACACACAUUGCGGACUUUUUAAAGUUACAAGAUUACCGUUUGGAAUUUCAACGGCACCAGGUAUUUUUAUACGGGUAAUGGAAGGAGUUCUUAAGAACAUAGAUGGUGUGAUUAUAUAUUUAGACGACAUUCUAAUUGGCGGAACAACUUUAGAAGAGUUGUGGGAUAGAACACGAACUGCUCUGAAAUGUGUACAGGAUGCAGGAUUGAAGCUUAAAAAAGCAAAAUGUGUUUUCGCGGUACAAGAGAUAACAUUUUUGGGGCUUAAGAUAAGCUGA